AGUUAGUGUGCGAUAGCAUUCAUAACCACGGGAGUUGUCGGCGAGAGAAUAAGCACAAUUGCCGACAGUUACCGCGCGCGAUAUAACUCAUCAUGGAUUUUACUAAAUUUUUUUCUAAAAUUGCCAAUAAACGGAAGUCCAACUUAAUUAGGCGAUUGAAUGAUCUCUACAUAUCGCAAUCAAACUGUAUAACUUUUGCUGCUGGUAUGCCAAACGCCGCUACGUAUCCUGUCAAAGAUAUUUCUGUGGCAUACAAGUACGACAAUUUAAUAAGAUUUAGCAGGAAUGAAUUGACUACAGCGUUGCAAUAUGGAUCUACACAAGGUUAUAAGCCGUUAUUGGAAAAAUGGAAGGAAUUCCAGAAAACAUGGCAUACACCAAUGCAAAACAAUUGGGAUAUUGCAGUCACGCACGGUUCCCUGGAUGGUUGCAAUAAAGUCUUUGAAAUGAUAAUCGACAAAAAUGAUCCAAUUUUAGUCCAAACGCCAACAUAUACCGGAGUAAUCGGAGCGCUAAUACCAUUAUCAGCAGAUAUUAUACAGAUUAAUCAAGAUGCCGAUGGUAUUAUUCCCGAAGAGAUCGCCAAAGAAUGCGAGCAAAGACUUUCAACUGGUAGACCGAUGCCAAAAUUACUUUACGUUAAUCCGACGGGAGCGAAUCCUACAGGCGCCGUCUUGUCGGAGACCCGACGAAGAAAAGUGUAUGAAUUGGCGCAGAAAUACAACUUUCUGAUCGUCGAGGACGAUCCUUACUACUUCGUUCACUUCCUAGAUAAACAGCCCACAUCGUUUUUCUCCCUCGACACUGACGGUCGUGUAAUCAGAUUGGAUUCGUUCAGCAAGAUAAUGAGCGCUGGGAUUCGCGUUGGGACCAUCACAGCCCACGAAGAAAUUGUGAAAAAGCUGGUUAUUCAUAUGGAUAAUUCUAUCGUACACGCGUCAUCUUUGUCCCAAAUGCUUCUAUACAAACUCUUCAAAGCUUGGGAACCGCAAGAAUUCGAGAAACAUUUCAAAGAUAUACAAAAGUUCUAUCGGGAGCGACGUGACAUAAUGCUAGCCAUGGUUGAAAAACAUUUAACUGGUUUGGCAGAGUGGUACGUGCCGCAAGGUGGAUUCUUUCUUUGGGUAAAGCUAGCAGGUGUAGAUAAUGUACUGGAUUUGGUGAUGAACAAAUGCGUACCUCAAGGUGUCGUCGUUGUUCCUGGAAAUGCCUUUAGCUGCGACGAUCUUUCAAAACCCAAUCAACAUUUGAGGUUUAGCUUUAGCUAUGCCUCGCCAGAAGAUAUGGACAAGGGAUUCUCUAUAGUGGCCAAAAUAAUACGCGAAGAAGUAGCAAAGAAAAAUAACGGCGUUUCGAUAUGAAAAGUAUUAUUAUCAGACGUAUUGUAUAUUCAAAGCUGUCAAUAAAAUAUUGGAAAAUACAUCUUUGAUUGAGGAAAUGAAGACAGAGAUAAUCGUAUUAAGUAUCUCGCAAAUAUCUUCACUUUUAAAUUUUGCAUAUAUUUGUAUUAUUAAUACCAUGAGUAUUUAUGCACUUUUGAAACGUCGAAUGCCAUCUACACAGAGAGAAGUUAUAAUCGGUAACUUACUAACAAACCUUUUUGAGCACGGUUUAAUAUCUAGCUUUGUUCAUAUACAAAUAGCUCAUGUGCAAGGAUACUUUAUUAAUUAAUAAUAACAUUUAUUUUAUCAAAAUAAAGUGAGAUAAAUCAAAUUUCCAUUAUAGAAAUGUUCAGUGUUUUAUAUCGUAAAUGCACGAAUGUACAUUUUUAUGAAACAAUGAAAUAUAAUUAUAACUUGUAAAAUUUAAUUACAUAUAAGUCAAAUAUUCAAGUAUUUAUUCAAGUAUACAAACCAAAUUAUUCAAAGCUGUCGGUAACGUCAACAUUCUCCGAGUAAUUUUAGCCAGAACUAGAGGACUUUAACCCUCAGAACUUGUAAUAUUGAUCUGGUGGUACCACCAUUAAUGUACCAUCUAUAAAUACGUCUUAUUAUUUCAAUAAAUAAUUAAUUUGUACAAAAAAUA
This is a messenger RNA of Cataglyphis hispanica, 2025 nucleotides long. RefSeq names its product kynurenine/alpha-aminoadipate aminotransferase, mitochondrial-like. The coding region runs from base 93 to 1361 and encodes 422 amino acids. The record is from RefSeq and is a predicted model, not a curated record. Gene Ontology annotation, biological process: biosynthetic process. The transcript has 9 exons. Gene Ontology annotation, molecular function: pyridoxal phosphate binding; L-kynurenine:2-oxoglutarate transaminase activity. Lineage: Eukaryota; Metazoa; Arthropoda; Insecta; Hymenoptera; Formicidae.